Trypanosoma rangeli is the source of this 2142-nucleotide messenger RNA. RefSeq lists its product as uncharacterized. NCBI's taxonomy places the organism in Eukaryota, Euglenozoa, Kinetoplastea, Trypanosomatida, Trypanosomatidae. The record is from RefSeq and is a predicted model, not a curated record. The coding region runs from base 1 to 2142 and encodes 713 amino acids. The transcript has a single exon.
AUGGGUAAACGGCGCCGCUCAUGCUCCUUGUCAAGCACGAGGGACGCAAGUAACAACAACACCAACACCAACAAUCUGGACGGUGAGGCACUUGACGCUUCCUGUGACGAGGGUGAGACACUGUGCGAAUCAACGCAGCCGUUGGGUGUGUUCCUCUGGAGGCGGGUAAAUAUGGUGUUGUACACCAGCAUGCUAAAGCAAUUGCAUUAUACCUGCGGUGUUGUUGCAAUUGAGCGGUCGUGGGAUACGCGCCGAGUCAUUAUUCAUGACUUGAAUUUGCGUCUUGUAGCGUUUUGGGAGGCGGAGACAGCUACGUUGGCUGCCACAGAGCGAGAGAGGCUCAGCGGGGUCUUUCAUUCUCACCUAAAUGCCAUGAUAGAGCGCUUCUCAUCAUUGGCUGUCACAGACAUGCGGGGUGGUGAUCUUUGUCGUGCUUUUCUUCAAGCACUUGACGUGUUUGGCUUCCCUGAGGAGGAGAACAUGGAAGAGGCGUUGCUAGUGUCCGCCAUGCGAAAGAGCGCCGAUCCGCACGCGUAUUCGUACCACAAGCGGACAUCGCAUAAGCUUGGCGUUUUGCCGCGUUACGACGGAGAUCGGCGAACGGAAGACCAACACCGCCUGCCGCGGUUGGGUCGUGUUGUGCAGCUCCCUUCUCCCCACCCCCACUCUGAGGUCAACACGGAGAUUCAGUUGAUUGAGCCAAAGAAGCGUCGUCCUCCACUCGACGAAAAUCGCAUCUUUUUGCAUCCCAAAAAGGCGACCUCUUCUGGAAUGGAAGACAUCCUCGUGGACGAGGAGCUGCGCUACCGCGCCCUUGUAGUACUCGGGCGUCACCUUGAUACCUUCGCCUCACUUCAACAUUUGUCACCCUUCGUCCGGUUUUUGCUGUGGGACACACUUGGGCGAGACGACGAGGUGUUUGAGCGACUAACUGCGUCUCCCACCGAUAAUGAGGAGUUGCUUGCGUGGCAGCAAGAUCACUUGGAGUCACUGCGUCGUCUUGUGGCAGAGAAGCGUGCCGUUUUUGAUGUCACCCGGGCUGCAGCUCGGGAAACGGCAUUGCGCAUUGGAUGGUGUGCUGUAAGCGCUCACUGGCGCGACCAGGUGCUGCGCACGGUGGAGGUGAGUGAGGAUGCGGAUUGGUUUCUUCUUCGUGCUACAGCGAAAACAGGUUCAAAAGCGAUUUUUCCCAAUUAUGCCCUUUCCACAGUUAUAAAAGAUAUCGCUCUCAAGGCGCUGCGGCGAGUGCGUGAUGGCCACGUGGAUUGUGGUGUGGAGGAUGCCGUGGAGUGCUACAGAGUGAUCACAGAUGUGUUGUUUCCACUGCUUGAGGGGACGGCACCUUGCUUGCCUGGGUUUGAAGCCAGCCGUAGCCCCACGACUACUGCAGUCAGUGAAGAUGAAAAUUGCGGUGCAGGUGAGCCGCAGUCACAGCAAGCGGAGGAGGCAGAGGAAGAGGGAGAUGAAGAGUUGAAGAAGCGCGUGGCUGCCCUCAUGGUAGAGAGAACAGGGUCCGUGUGCAGUGACGCUGAGGUCGCGCGUGGGGUGCGAUGGUGCUUGGACUGUGAAUCGUUGCUCCCGCGCAAAGGAUCGACGUGCGCCUUUGUGAGUGACAUGUUUGUGUGGCCAUUGCAGUGCCUAGCGUCUCUUUUGGAACUUAUAGCUGUGACGCGCCACUCGGUGGAUGGAAUUAAAAAAUUUGCUGCCUCCUUCCUUCCGUCCAACUGGGGCGAUCAGGAGUCUGUGUUGGAGUUUCUCCUGCGACGCGAGCCUACAAAUAUCCCGCUUGCGUCUCUUGUUGGGUUUCCACGUCUGGUACGCGACGUGUUUGUCUCAGCGCAGUGGUUGCGGAAUGACAAAUACUGUAGUGUUGUGGUGGAGUGUCGUCGACAGGCCUGCGCCCUGCCAUCGGGCGCGGCGGCGAGCAACUUCAUACAGUGGCGAGCUCUCGCAACGAUGCUUAGUCGGCUUAACUAUAGCGAGGACGUGUUUGCGGUCACCGUGCAUGAGAUGCCGCCGGAUGCGGCGGAGCAGGGAAAACUGUGGACCGUCGCGGAGCUGGAAUGCACACCCAAGACGUGGGUUGAAGGUCUUGCGCUGAUGCUGACUGCAGCUGCAGCUCCUGACGAGUCCUCAACCUGA